Messenger RNA from Ylistrum balloti, 901 nucleotides. RefSeq names its product probable endochitinase. Gene Ontology annotation, cellular component: extracellular region. The record is from RefSeq and is a predicted model, not a curated record. Gene Ontology annotation, molecular function: chitin binding. The transcript has 5 exons. NCBI's taxonomy places the organism in Eukaryota, Metazoa, Mollusca, Bivalvia, Pectinida, Pectinidae. The coding region runs from base 1 to 738 and encodes 245 amino acids.
AUGAAGUUGCUUUUCACGACCGUGUUAAUCGUUCUGGCUGUGGGUAGCAAUGGUCAAGGGUCUCCCCAGACACGAGCAAAUUGUGAUGCCUUAACUGGAAUAACUAACCCAUGUACUGGUACUGAAAAAAUUGGCUACUACCCACAUCCCUCUGACAACACCAAGUUCCUACAGUGUGGUGGCGGACGUAUGUUUCUGGUACAGUGUCCUACUGGAGAGGUUUACAGCCAAGAUGCAAGAACAUGUCUCCCUCCUGUGAAGCAGACAACAGCCUUGCCAGCAGUCACCAUAUCUUCUGGAACCCAGGUGUCCAAUCCCUGCAGUCCCCAGAACCUGGCAACAGGCAGUGUAUACUUCCCUGUACCUGGAAACAAGCACAAAUUUAUUGAAUGUUCUCCUGAUGGCAGUGCUAAUCUGCUUGAUUGUCCAUCACUACUGGAGUGGGAUCAGACGAGACAAUCAUGUGUUUACAGUUCACAGACACAGACUCAACAGCCGACACAGGACCCUAACACACUAACAGGAAGUGGAGUGGAUAAAAACCCCUGUCUGGGCCAGACAGUGACCAAUGCUGGCCUUUUCUUCUCACAUCCAGACCCUAGCAAGUUUAUCCAGUGUGACGUUGCUGGGAAUGCAUUUGUGUUGCCCUGUCCUCCCGGCCUUGUAUGGAACGAAUACAGUACUACUUGUGUAUCGCCAUAUCUCGUGUAUUCACCCACCAUUCCCUCUCUUGUUUAAAAAGCUUGGGCUUUCCUCUGUACACUUUUCUGGGUGAACUUUUACGUUCACAUAACAGAUUGUCAAUGAAGGAUUCCACAUCUGGUAUGAGUUGUCCAUCACUUGGCACUGAAGUUCCUAUAAUAAAACAUUAAUUUAAUAAAUUUUAAGAUAAGGAGAAUAA